GACGCAAUCACACUUUCAGAGUUUCAGCGUCGAGUCUGAGAUCAGCUCCUCCCACACUGUAAUCGUCAUCAGUGAAGCCCCUCCCACUGCAAUUCUCCAAUAAAUUCUAAAAAUAUUCCCUUCAAAUAUUUUACAAGUGAAGAUCACGAUCAUCAGAGCAUCAGGAAGAGCUGAAAUCUGCAAAUGCUGAGUUUAUUAAAGAGGACAGUGAGAACAUGAGUGAUCCAGAACCCUGCAGAAUGAAACACACUGAAGAUCUUGAAGAACAAAGAGUCCUGAGUGAAGUGAAGGAGGAGAGAGAAGAACUGAGUGAAGUGAAGGAGAAACAUCAUGUCAAACCUGCAGAAAAACCUUUGAGUCGCUCAAAGACUAAAAAGAUAUUUACCAAGAAAAGAAGAGCCAAGAAAUGCUUAAUGUGCACUCAGUGUGGAAAGAGUUUCUUAAACACACGUAAUCUUGAGCGUCACAUGAGAGUUCAUACUGGAGAGAAGCCGUUCACAUGUGAUCAGUGCGGGAAAAGUUACACAAGGAAAGAUAGUCUAGAAAUUCACAUGAUGAUCCACACUGGAGAGAAGCCGUUCUCAUGUGAUCAGUGUGGGAAGAGUUUCACAGCACAACCUCAUCUUAGCCGACACAUGAUGAUCCACACUGGAGAAAAGCCUCACACAUGUGAUCAGUGUGGGAAGAGUUUCAAAAACAAAGGUAGUCUUCAGCAGCACGUGAGAGUUCAUACUGGAGAGAAGCCUCACACAUGUGAUCAGUGCGGGAAGAGUUUCACACUAAAAGGAAAUCUUAGUCGACACAUGAUGAUCCACACUGGAGAGAAACCUCACACAUGUGAUCAAUGUGGGAAGAGUUUUGCACAAUCAGGACACCUUGAUGUUCACAUGAGGAUCCACACCGGAGAGAAAUCAUUCGCAUGUGAUCAGUGUGGAAAAGCAUUUCUCAGGGCAUCAAACCUGAAGGCACACCUGAUGGUUCAUUCGGAGGAGAAGCCGCAUUCAUGUUCUGAAUGUGGAAAGAGAUUUUCACUGCUGCAUAAUUUACAAUUACAUCAAAGAAUUCAUACUGGUGUGAGAGAGUUCAUGUGCUUUGAGUGUGAGAAGACUUUUAUUACAGAAAGCAGUUUAAAACUGCACGAGAGGAUCCACACCGGAGAAAAACCUUACAAGUGUUCACACUGUGACAAGAGAUUCAGUCUGUCAUCAUCUCUGAAAACACAUGAGAGGAUCCACACUGGAGAAAAACCUUACAAGUGUUCAAACUGUGACAAGAGAUUCAGUGAUUCAUCAGCUCUGAGAACACAUGAGAGGAUCCACACUGGAGAGAAGUCACACACUUGUGAUCAGUGUGGGAAGAGUUUCUCUUUUAAAAGUCCCCUGAACCUGCACAUGAAGAUGAUCCAUGCAGAGAAAGCAUCUGGUAGAAGAGGACCGAGAGAACGCCAGUGAUACCAUAAUACUGAAGAACUAAGAGACAUGAAGGACGUGAACAAGACAGGAAAAAAAGAAGCCAAAAAAUCUGUAAAUCUGUCACCACUUCGCUUGUAAAUCAAGUCUGAAGACUGGGAAGAAGCAGCUCAGAAAUCACUUCUGCUUCUCAUUCUGGAGAAAGAGCAUUUAACUGUGAUCAGUGUCGUAAACAGUUUCAUUGGGCAUCAGUCCUGAAGUCACUCAAAGGUGAAUAUUACAGGUAAAAGACACUGGGGUGUGUGUUUCAGUGCAGGAAGUCCUUUUCUACAGAAGAUGCGCACCAGAAAAUUCACACUGAAGAAGAGGCCAUAACACUUUUAAAGCUAUUGUAUACGAUGUUAAAAAUCGGUCGAGACGGUAGGGAAGUUUUAAAAAACUCAUCCCGCCCCCUCCACACACACCCCCCUCCCCUCUGUGCGACCUGAU
This is a messenger RNA of Pimephales promelas (fathead minnow), 1898 nucleotides long. NCBI's taxonomy places the organism in Eukaryota, Metazoa, Chordata, Actinopteri, Cypriniformes, Leuciscidae. The record is from RefSeq and is a predicted model, not a curated record.